Messenger RNA from Amaranthus tricolor (Joseph's coat), 950 nucleotides. Its product is annotated as 30S ribosomal protein S10 alpha, chloroplastic-like. The coding region runs from base 173 to 736 and encodes 187 amino acids. Lineage: Eukaryota; Viridiplantae; Streptophyta; Magnoliopsida; Caryophyllales; Amaranthaceae. The record is from RefSeq and is a predicted model, not a curated record. Gene Ontology annotation, biological process: translation. The transcript has 4 exons. Gene Ontology annotation, molecular function: RNA binding; structural constituent of ribosome. Gene Ontology annotation, cellular component: ribosome; mitochondrion; small ribosomal subunit.
CUCUUAGCAUAAUCCAGCAAACAUCCUUCUAUAGUCGUUCACUUUACUCCUCAUUCUUGUAAAACAGAAAAAUAUAUUACUCCUAAAAAAAGAAAAGGUUGCAUUUGGAUAAUAUAACCCUGCAAAUCAAACUCCGUGGAGUAUGGACUGUGGUGCAUUUGUAUAAAAAACAAUGGCUACUUCUUCAAUUUCUGCUACAUUAUCUCCUCUCACUCUUCGCAAUACAUCUUCUACCUCUACCAAACAUGAUUUCUCCACUACCUCUCUUUUGAAUUUCAGAAGAACCCUAACUGUCUCCCAAACCUUGGCAAACUCUUCGAAUUUCACAACUUUUGCUGCUCCUCAAGCUUUGGAGACUGUUCCUGAAUCAUUUCAGGAUGGUUCUGAGACUUCCACACUCAGCAUUGCUGCUGAUGCCGACCAGAUAGCUCCAAAGCAGAAGAUACGAAUCAAGUUGAGGUCCUACUGGGUUCCCUUGAUAGAGGACUCCUGCAAACAGAUCAUGGACGCUGCAAGGACGACAAAUGCGAAAACCAUGGGACCAGUGCCAUUGCCGACAAAGAAGAGGAUAUACUGUGUACUCAAGUCACCUCAUGUGCACAAGGAUGCCAGGUUUCAUUUUGAGAUCCGAACUCAUCAACGCCUGAUUGACAUAUUGUACCCGACGGCCCAGACAAUCGACUCAUUAAUGCAGCUUGAUCUCCCUGCGGGUGUCGAUGUAGAAGUUAAGCUCUGAAGAUUAAGGACUGACCUCGCCUCCAACUAGGACCAGUAAGAAUCCUCAGAUGUCAAUGGCUGCAGAUGCCGAUCCAAAUGCUUGUCUCGAAGGCUUGACUUUUUGCGUUAAUAAGUUGCAUAUUUUGAGCUAGUUUUGUUCAAGUUGUUUUUUGUAUCAAAAUGGAAGAGUUUUGCAAGCAUAUAUUCUGUAAAAAGUGCUAGUGCUUCCGGAA